Merops nubicus (carmine bee-eater) is the source of this 1314-nucleotide messenger RNA. RefSeq names its product F-box only protein 39-like. Lineage: Eukaryota; Metazoa; Chordata; Aves; Coraciiformes; Meropidae. Gene Ontology annotation, molecular function: protein binding. The coding region runs from base 1 to 1314 and encodes 437 amino acids. The transcript has 3 exons. The record is from RefSeq and is a predicted model, not a curated record.
AUGGAAGAUGACAGCAAACCUCAGCUGAGCUGCUGGGCUCAUCUGCCUGAUGUCUGUCUGAGGCGCAUCUUCCAUUGGUUAGAUGACAGUGACAGAUCUCGGGCUGCCUUGGUCUGUAUAAAGUGGAGUAAAGUCAUGUGCUCUGGCUCUCUGUGGAGAAGCAGAACCAUCACAUUCUAUGGCCGGCCAUCAAAGGCACGCACAUUGGAGUUUCAGAGUGCACUGCGGUACGUCAAGAAAUUUGGCAAGUAUUUGGAGCACCUUGAGAUCAAGUUAUCAAAUACUUGCGAUGCUGCCUUUACCCAGAGAUUUCAAGUGACUAUGGAAGAGCUUCUUUCACAUCUGGGUAACAGUCGCCUACUAUCCCUGAGCAUCGAGUACCUGGAAUUAGACUGCUCGCUCUGGCAAGGUGUGGUCAAGGCUCAGUUUAUCAAGAACUUGGCUACCUUCUUGAAAAGAAUGAGCAAACACCUUGAUUAUCUCAACUUAAAAGGGGCAAGGGUAACCUUGGAAGAAGGCUGUGAGCUUCUGAAUUCUCUGAGCUGCCUGAAAAAUAAAAGCUUUAUAUCUAAAAUCAAUAUUGAGGAUUUCUUCAGUUUCCACCUUCCUCUCUACAGCAGCACCUUGUUCCACCAAACGAUGUCCAAGUUCCACAGCCUGGUCAUCCUGACUUUCAAUUAUCACUGCAUCUCUGAUGAACUGUUGGACGUCCUGCAGGAGCACAGUGCUCAUUCCCUGCACACCUUGAAUAUCAAAUGUCAUAUCCAUGACCUUCAUGGGCAAGUGGUCUCGGGAAUGUCAUGGGCAAACUUGGCCAAGAAGGCCCCAAAACUGAAUGUGAACUUCUUCUUUGAAAGAGUCAUGAAGCAUGAUCACCUAGCCAGAAUCCUGCUCAUGGGGAUCCCAGUCAGGAGCAUCAGUCUACGGAGCUGCAAUUUCAGUGACCCAGACUGGACAAUGAGACCUACCCUCACUAACCUCCUCCCAGCCUACUGGCAUAUUCUGCAGCAAUUAACACUUGAAAUAAACAAUGACUAUGAGCUGCUGGAUGAUGAGUUGCUACAGCUCAUCUUAUCAUGCAAGAGGUUGCUAUUUCUGAAAGUCUGGGCAUUUCUAAGUGUCGCCUUUAUAGAGCGGCUACUAAAAAACCGCACAGAAAGAAAAUGCAUUUUGACUACCAUAGAGGUCAGGAUUUACACAAACCAAGAAGACACCAGUAAGGAGGAUCAACUGUUGUAUGGUAUUUACAGGAAGUUCAAAGACCUGAUUGACUCAGAGAUUAAUUAUUUUGUCAUCACCUACCCAAUGGACUAA